AUGUGGAAGAAAAUCGGGUGCCUAGUUCUGAUUUGGGUGCUACUCCGAGUGGAGCCCACUUUGGGGGAUGAUUUUCCCUCACUAAUUUCGGCCAAUGCUUCGAUAGCUGUUAUUCUGGAUCGUGAAUAUUUGGAUACGAAGUACGAUGAGUUGCUGGAAGGUACCAAAAAGUUGUUCGAAAGAAUUCUGCGAGACAACUUCAAGAAUGGUGGUCUGAUUGUAAAGUACUUUUCCUGGACCAGCAUAAAUUUGAAAAGAGAUUUCACAGCUGUUCUUUCGGUGGCUAAUUGUGAAAAUACCUGGGAUGUGUAUCGGAAUGCAGCGAAAGAAAACUUGGUUGUGAUGAGCAUUACGGACUCGGAUUGUCCCCGGCUGCCGAUGGAUAGUGCUCUUAUGAUCCCAAAUGCAAUGGCAUCAGGAAAUUUUGUAGAACUUCCUCAGGUUAUUAUGGAUAUGAAGACCAUGAACGCCUUCAACUGGAAAGCGGCAGUGUUACUGUAUGAUGACAGUUUCGAUCGCGACAUCAUCGCCCGCGGUGUACUUGCACUGUCGAAAGAUUAUGAGGACGUGAGAUCUUUAUCUCUGUCAAUGUUCCGCAUCGACAGUCACACCCACAUGUGGGAAAAGCGCAAAGCUGUACGGCGAGUUCUACUAAAUCUACCCACCCGAUAUAUUGGCAACAACUUCAUUGCCAUCGUCACCACCCAAACCAUGGAGCUGCUGAUGGAAAUCGCCAAGGAGCUGGGAAUGGUCCAUCCGCAGGCUCAGUGGCUGUACGUCGUGUCCGAUACUACCGAGGAAAAGAACAAUAUUAGCUCGAUCUAUUCGAUUCUCUCCGAGGGAGACAACAUCGCGUUUGUUUACAAUAUGCGAAAAACCGAUCGAACUUGCGAGUCACAAACACUGUGCUACAUUGAGAACAUGAUAACCUCGCUGGUGCAUGGGCUGACCAAGUUGAUACGAGAGGAAAAAGCCAUCUACGGACAGAUCGCUGACGAGGAAUGGGAAGUGAUACGGAUGACGAAGGUCGAGCGGAAGAAUGAAAUCCUCAAAGUUCUUCGUUCUGAUUUAACAGGGAAGGAUAACUGCAACGAAUGUUCUCGAUGGAAGGUAGAAUCCGGUCAGACCUGGGGCUUUACGUACCAACUGCGAGAUGAACCUGGAGCUGCGCAGAGCGCCCGUAACAAGAUCGCACUGAUUGAGGCAGGCUAUUGGACCCCUCAGGAUGGAUUCGUUAUGGAGGAUUUUCUCUUCCCACAUAUCGCCCACGGCUUUCGGGGAAUUCAUUUGAACUUCUACAGUUAUCAUAAUCCACCAUGGCAGUUUGUGGCUUACAAUGAGAGUGGCGUUCCGCAUCUCACGCAUGGCGUGGUUUUAGAUGUUCUCAGUGAGCUAUCACGGAUAUUGAACUUUACCUAUACGAUUACUGUUGCUCAGACUAAUUUGGAGUAUGUUGGAAAUAUGACCGAUGAUGCUAACAGCACGACCACAAGCGACGUACACGCGUUGACGACGGAUGUUCCACAGGAAAUCAUGAAACAACUGAUUGAAAAUAAAAUGUUAUUAGCAGCCGUGGGUGCAACGGUCAGUGAGAAGCAGAAGAAAUUCAUCACCUUUUCGAAACCGAUCAGCAUUCAGACAUACAGUUUCAUCGUUUCAAGACCAAAAGAACUGAGCAGAGUGUUUUUGUUUCUGUCGCCAUUCACAGUGGAUACCUGGAUGUGUCUAGCCGCGACAAUCCUGAUGAUGGCACCGAUGUUGUACGUUAUAAAUCGACUUAGCCCAUUCUACGAACACAUCGGGCGGGAUAACGCAAUCGGAUUGGGAAAGUUGAACAAUUGCUUCUGGUACAUCUAUGGUGCCUUACUGCAGCAAGGUGGUCUUUAUUUGCCGUACGCGGACAGCGGUCGCAUCAUAAUCGGAACUUGGUGGUUAGUGGUCCUGGUGCUAGUGACAACCUACUGCGGCAAUCUGGUGGCCUUUUUGACAUUCCCAAAAAUUGCCCACCCCAUCACGACUGUUUCGCAACUUGUCAGAAAUCAACAGGGAGUGUCGUGGAGUAUUCGUAGGGGUACACUUUUGGAACAGUUCCUUCGGGAAACGGAUGACCCAAAAUACCUCCGCUUGCACAACGGAGCGAACUUCAUCACCGAAGAGUCGGAGCAAAUGAUCGCCUCGAUUCGGGGUGGUCAUCAUGUGCACAUCGACUGGAGAACCAAUCUGAAAUAUUUGAUGAAGCGAGAGUUUCUAAAAAGCGAUCGCUGUGACUUCGUGCUCAGCAUGGACGAGUUUUUGGACGAGCAGAUAGCGCUGGCCAUGCCAAAGAACAGUCCCUACAUCGACGUUAUCAACGAUGAAAUCAUCAAAAUGCAACAGUUUGGCUUCAUGCAGCGCUGGCUGAAGAAGUAUCUCCCGACGGAGGAUAAAUGUUCCAAAGUUCGCCGGAAUUCGGAGGUGGAAAAUCACACUGUUAACAACGAUGACAUGGCGGGCUCCUACUACGUGCUGUGCAUAGGAUUUUCCGCCAGUAUGGGUUUGCUUCUAAUAGAAUUCGCAUGGCGAUGGUACCGAAAAUCAAAGGAACAGACACUACAACCUUUCACCGAGUGAAAAAAGGAGGGGUGGCGCAAUAUCCGCUGCAAUAGAGAGCUAGCAAGUUAUUUGCUGCUGAUAUUUGGUAUGAUUCUUGGAGUGAUUUAUUGCAAAUCAGUGAUAGUGGCAAUUUUAUGGGAUUAAUCAUGCGACACAGACCGUUGGCAACCCGUUCAGGAUCAACUCUAACGACACCCAUUACGUUUCUUUUCCCGUACACGCGAGAUCGUUAAACUCACAUUAUAAGUGGCAGCUGUCGAGCAAACCCGAGCGUAAUUUGCGUUCGUGUUAAGCUCCGUGCUCCACCUACCGGAAAAAGCGACAGCACUGCACUAAAAAUAGUCUAGCACACGUCUGAUAAUGUUUGUCCAAAAUUAAAACAAUCACCUGUAGACUAGCUGGCGGGUUUACGCGUCAGUUCUACGUAAACACCAGACUCUAGACGUCAACUUUUUCUUUCACUUUCACACUGGGUAACUAGCCGAUCUUUGCGCGGGAUUAACCAGUGACAUAACGCGCAGCAUAUGAACACCCAUAGGAAUAUCAAACACCCUGCGUUUCCAUCUUUCUUCUUUCACAAAGCAAUCGUUUGGUGAUUCACUUGCAACCAGUAGAUAAGCAUUAAGAAUAAAUUUUCAGUCACAAAGACCGCACAGAGCACAUCAUUAUCACUCACAUUAAUGUCUGAAUGUCUCAAGGUCAUCGUAACUCGCUCGAGCAUCAGUGGCAAACUGAGCAACACUCAUCUUGUUGAACAAAGUCAGCAAAAAAAUACUUGCGAAAGUUACUGCCUGUGAAUGGCGACCGGUUCGGAAGAAAGAGGUACAGCGCCAAAACCGAACAUCUAUUGUAUUUUUGAGGCGGAAUGUGCAGAAUCUU
Wyeomyia smithii (pitcher-plant mosquito) is the source of this 3471-nucleotide messenger RNA. It is a transcript of the gene Ir93a, whose product is annotated as ionotropic receptor 93a. Gene Ontology annotation, molecular function: signaling receptor activity; ligand-gated monoatomic ion channel activity. Gene Ontology annotation, biological process: monoatomic ion transport. Gene Ontology annotation, cellular component: membrane. The coding region runs from base 1 to 2610 and encodes 869 amino acids. The record is from RefSeq and is a predicted model, not a curated record. The transcript has 17 exons. Lineage: Eukaryota; Metazoa; Arthropoda; Insecta; Diptera; Culicidae.